AUGUCCGCACCAUCGAAACUCACGCGUGUGGAGCAACAAGCUGCUAACAAACCUCCCUCUCUCACAGCGGGCGAGAUCUCUCCUGAGGUUUUUCGCGCGUGGGAGAUGGGUUGUAGGCAAUUCUUCAUGCACAAAGAGAUCCCUGAGGGCGAAAUGGUCAAAAAAGUCGCCUGGGGAAUGCAAGAGCCCAUCAUUCAGGACUGGUACCUCAAUGACCAGGACCGUUUCAACAAACUCUCGUUCGCGGAUUAUAUAAAAGAAGUCCAUGCUUACUGGUUGCCCGCAGACUGGGCAGACUCCGUCCGUCAGAAGAUGUUGUCGUCGACACAAGGACAGAAGCCGUUCAAUGAGUGGGCCGUCGAGGUUCAAUCAAAAAACACGCUCCUUCGUGACUCAACUUUGCACCUUAAUGACACCAAUCUGAAGUACCAUCUCGAAUCGCACAUGCAUCCUGACCUAGCUGCGGAGUAUCGUACUGAGCAGAUCACCGAGACCAAUCUACGCAAGUGGAUUGAGAAGGUGAGGUUGCUAGAUGAGAAACGCUUACGCCACCUUGCAAAACACAAGGAAGCGGCGGAGGCGGCCUGGCGUGCGAAACGAGGUGAAACUACCACUGACAGGAGACUUGCAUCAUCGUCUUGUUUCAAUUCCAAAGCAGGACAGACCACAUCUAGUUCCACCUCUUCCAAACCGUUCACCCGUCUACCACCGCUCACAGAUGACGAACGCCAGCUCCUACGCGACAACGAGGGGUGCUUUAAGUGCCGCGAGCCCUUCGUACAUCAUUCGUCGAGCAAUUGCUCCAAGGGCUUUCCGGAUGGCGCCACCUACAAAUCUCUCACAGCAGCCUCUGUAGCGGCCAAGAAGGGUAGGAAGGGUACGACCACUGUGGCAGCUGUCGGAAUCCAAGACACGGUAGCAGUUGUCAUGCCGUCUGCUGCUCUUGGUGACGGAACUGAUUCUGGAGAAGAGUGUGUGGUGUUACAAUAA
Molecule: messenger RNA, 990 nt
Organism: Suillus plorans
Lineage: Eukaryota; Fungi; Basidiomycota; Agaricomycetes; Boletales; Suillaceae
Exons: 1
Coding region: 1-990 (329 amino acids)
Source: RefSeq, a predicted model, not a curated record